Molecule: messenger RNA, 1146 nt
Organism: Zootermopsis nevadensis
Lineage: Eukaryota; Metazoa; Arthropoda; Insecta; Blattodea; Termopsidae
Gene: strat
Product: RAB interacting factor STRAT
Biological process (GO): small GTPase-mediated signal transduction; post-Golgi vesicle-mediated transport
Cellular component (GO): cytosol; membrane
Molecular function (GO): zinc ion binding; guanyl-nucleotide exchange factor activity
Source: RefSeq, a predicted model, not a curated record
GAUUCGCCCAUCUUUUCAUGUUCAAUCAAAUUUACAAAACGUCAGCUGUUCAGAACUCUCAUGACUACGUUUUAUACCUAUUAUUCACAGACAAUAAAAGAAUAGAUAACUUGCUAGUAGCAAAUUAUAGAAUAUGAUCGUUGAUUGACAACAGUGAAGACGUUAAACAUUCAUGUUUGUAUCACAUUAAGUAUACUUGUACAUUUUGGUGGCAUGUUUCGAAGUUUUACAUAUCAACGUAGACAGAGAGAAGAGCAGGGAAUAUAAAAUGCUAGUUUGCUAGUUUGCGUAACAGAAUAUUUAGUGUUUGUUGUUCAGGAACAUUUUCAAAAUUACUCUCGAGCAGAUUGGUGUAGUGGAAAGCCUUGGUCUGGUGUUCAAGAGAGUGCAAGACUUACAAGUCACGUGUUUCAGAAGAAAAAGAAAUAAGGCAAGAAACAUGGCAUCAGGGAAGGUCCACCGUUCUCCUCAGAUUGCCACAACAUUCCCAUUGCAGGAAGAAGUUGAAAAUGGGAAGAACAGACAUGUUGUUAAAUGUCAGCGAUGCCCCUCAAAAAUACUAAAUCCUGGCAUGGGCAUAUACAAACAAGUUGAGUUCCCUCUGCCCCACAUGAAACAGAAGGCGGAAAGAGGUGAAAUUUCAUCUGUACAGGAUGAAAUCAUCAAGGACUACUGGGUCGUGGAAGACAUGUAUUCCUUUGAGAACGUCGGCUUUUCAAACUCUGUCGACGGCGUAAAAUAUCUCGCCUGUGCUGACUGUGAAGUGGGGCCUAUUGGAUGGUUUGAUAUCGCUGCUCAAACCAGCUAUGUGGCGUUAUCAAGAGUACUACAUGGCAAUGGUUAGGUAAUGUAUAACGCAGUGGUAAGAGGGCUGAUUCUGAUAUGUAAGUGCUUCUGAAGUUGAGGGAGCACAAAUGUUGACAGUCCUGUGAUGUAUCAAACUUGGGACAGAAAGACUAAUAAUACAUGUAAAUCUUAUUUACGCGUGACUGCAGUUCACCAUUACAUUUCAUUUGAGUUUUGUGAUUGUACACAAUCUUUCAGUGAUCGUGAAGAAUCUGUGAUAUAAUCUAAGUGUCAAGAAUGGAAGGAUUUGUAAUUAGCGCUUCAACCUGAAAUAUAUUCAUUUAAAUCGUUAAAAAAAUA